AUGGCGAGAAUCAGUGAGUUGUCAGAUGAUUUGCUGAUUAAGAUAUUAUCGUUUCUUCCAACCAAAAUUGCUGUCUCCACAAGCAUCUUUUCGAAACAAUGGCGGUUUCUAUGGUUGUGGCUGCCUAAACUUGAGUACGACGACUUUAAUAUCACGACUGGUCCAUUGUCUUCAUUCUUGAGCUAUCGCGACUUUAUUGACAAGAAUCUGCCAUUGCAUCGAGCUCCGGCCAUGGAGAGCUUGCUUUUCAGAUGUCAUGUUCUUGGAUUACUUCAAGCUGAUGAUAUCAACCGAUGGGUUGAGAUUGCGGUUUCUCGCCUCCUGCGUGAGCUAAGUAUAAGCUAUUUUCGCUUCGUUGAAAAACCAAGCGAUGUACUAUCACUGCCGAGUAGUUUGUACACGUGCGACUCGCUCGUGACUCUGAAGCUUCGAGGCAAGAACGUUGCUGUGGACGUUCCUCAAACUGUUUGUCUCCCUUCCUUGAAGAACUUGCAACUUCAGUGUGUCACAUACUCAAACGGAGGUUCUCUUGGGCUGCUUCUGUCGCAUUGCCCUGUUCUUGAAGAUCUGCUUGUUGAACGAGACGAUGACAGUGACAAUAGAAGAGCGGUCAUUGUUAACGUCCCGUCUUUGCAGAGGUUAUCCUUGAGGAUAGGUCGUGAAUGUUCUUCUGAUGGGUAUGUGUUAAUUACUCCUUCUGUGAAGUAUUUCAAAUUUGAGGAUUACAGAGGUGUUUACUCCAUAUUUUUGGUCGAGCCUAUGCCGAAGUUGGAAGAGGCAGAUAUUUAUGUUAUGCAAGGUUUUAACAAGUUUCUGGAAUCAAUCAUAUCUGUAAAACGUCUUUCAUUGCGUGUAAUACGCAACAGUCCAAUAACGUCUUCUGGUAUUGUCUUCAGCCAGCUUGAACAUUUGAAGCUAUGUAUAUGCAGCGACAAUUGGUCCAAGUUGCUUGUCUGGUUGCUCAGAAAAUCUCCUAAACUGCGAGUCCUCAAUCUCUACGUCGAUCAGAGAUAUCGACACUAUAUGGAGUAUGAACCGGUUGACUGGGAAAAUGAACACAUCUCUGUUCCUGAAUGUUUGUUGAGGAGUCUCGAAACUUUUGAGUUUAAAGAUUACAUGGGGACACAAGAAGAGAUAUAUUUCUUGAGUUUCUUCUUCAAACACGCUUCUUGCUUGACGUCUACAUCAGUCAUUGAUCGUGAAACACAGUUAGGCCCAAGCCCAAGCCCAGGAAGCAAAACCGUCUUGUUAUCAACGAAGCUUUGUCUUAAAGUAACUUGGAUGGAGACCAAGCUCUGCGAUUCCAAUACCUUCUCCGGGACACUCUGA
Microthlaspi erraticum is the source of this 1329-nucleotide messenger RNA. The record is from the annotation of a GenBank genome assembly. Lineage: Eukaryota; Viridiplantae; Streptophyta; Magnoliopsida; Brassicales; Brassicaceae.